Molecule: messenger RNA, 3038 nt
Organism: Cajanus cajan (pigeon pea)
Lineage: Eukaryota; Viridiplantae; Streptophyta; Magnoliopsida; Fabales; Fabaceae
Gene: DOX1
Product: Peroxidase superfamily protein
Biological process (GO): response to oxidative stress
Molecular function (GO): heme binding; oxidoreductase activity, acting on single donors with incorporation of molecular oxygen, incorporation of two atoms of oxygen; peroxidase activity
Source: RefSeq, a predicted model, not a curated record
CUUCUUACCCAAGCGCCUAUAAAUACAAACAUAUUUGCAUUAGUUUCAUCAAAUUUAGCCUUUUAAAUUUGUGUCAGAUCUAAAGAGAAACAACCAUGUGGUCUGUGGUAACGGAUCCCAUUAGAGCUCUUGUUACAAGAGUUCUCCACCAUAUCAUCCACAAAGACUUCCAUGAAGCAGUGGCCAAGAUGACCAUAAUAGAUGCUUUUCUCUUCCUUAUUGUACACUCCAUUGAUAAGUUGGGAAUAUGGCCACGUCUUCCUGUUUUCUUAGGGCUUGUGUACUUGGCCAUUCGACGACACCUUCAUCAAGAGUACAACCUCUUCAACGUUGGGACAACACCAGUGGGUGUUAGGUUCAACCAUUCUGAUUUUCCAUACAGAACAGCCGAUGGGAAAUAUAAUGAUCCUUUCAACGAAGCUGCAGGCAGCCAAGGGACCUUCUUUGGCAGAAAUAUCCUCCCUGUGGACCAGAAAAAAAAGCUAUUGAAGCCUGAUCCUAUGGUGGUAGCCACAAAACUUCUAGCGAGGAAGACAUACAAAGACACCGGGAAGCAAUUCAAUGUGAUAGCAGCUUCUUGGAUUCAAUUUAUGAUUCAUGAUUGGAUCGAUCAUCUAGAGGAUACCAACCAGAUUGAACUCAUUGCACCAAGAGAAGUUGCAAGCCAAUGCCCACUAAAAUCUUUCAAGUUCUACAAGACAAAGGAAUUUCCCACCGGCUUCUACGAGAUCAAGACCGGAGCAUUAAACAUUCGUACACCUUGGUGGGAUGGAAGUGCCAUAUAUGGAAGCAAUGGAGAAGUUUUAGCAAAAUUGAGGACAUUCAAAGACGGAAAGAUAAAGAUAUCAAAGGAUGGUCAUCUUCUCCACAACCAAAAUGGAACAGCCAUCGCCGGUGACAUCCGCAACAGUUGGGCCGGUGUUUCGACUUUGCAGGCCCUAUUCGUUCAAGAGCAUAAUGCAGUCUGUGAUGCUCUCAAGAAAAAUUACCCUGAGUUGGAAGAUGAAGAACUUUAUCGUCAUGCUAGAUUGGUGACCUCAGCUGUGAUUGCAAAGGUUCACACCAUAGAUUGGACUGUGGAGCUCCUUAAGACCGACACUUUACUUGCAGGCAUGCGUGGAAAUUGGUAUGGAAUAUUGGGGAAGAAAUUCAAGGAUACAUUUGGGCAUGUUGGUGGAGCCAUCUUAGGAGGAUUAGUGGGUCUUAAGAGACCAGAAAAUCAUGGUGUCACGUACUCUCUAACUGAGGAAUUUGUGAGUGUUUAUAGAAUGCACUCACUCUUGCCUGAUAACCUGCAAUUGAGAGACAUAUCUGCUACCCCAGGGCCUAACAAAUCUCCACCGUUGAUCAAAGAGAUUCCAAUGAAAAAUUUGAUUGGACUUCAAGGUGAACAAACAUUAACAGAAAUAGGAGUUGCAAGACAACUUGUGUCAAUGGGUCACCAGGCUUGUGGGGCAUUAGAGCUUUGGAACUAUCCACUAUGGCUGAGAGAUCUGGUAUCACAAAACGUGGAUGGCACAGAAAGGCCUGAUCAUGUGGAUCUUGCUGCUCUUGAAAUUUACAGAGAUAGAGAAAGGAGUGUGGCUAGAUACAACCAGUUUAGGAGGGCACUAUUGUUGAUACCAAUCACCAAGUGGGAGGAUCUAACGGAUGACAAAGAAGCAAUUCAAGUAUUGGAAGAAGUAUACGGUGAUGAUGUUGAAGAGCUUGAUACAUUGGUAGGCCUCAUGGCAGAGAAGAAAAUAAAAGGAUUUGCAAUCAGCGAGACAGCUUUUAUAAUAUUCCUACUCAUGGCAAGCAGGAGGCUAGAAGCUGAUAGGUUUUUCACAAGCAACUUUAAUGAGGAAACAUACACCAAGAAGGGAUUGGAAUGGGUGAACACAACUGAGAGCUUGAAGGAUGUAAUUGAUCGUCACUACCCUGAAAUGACACAUAAAUGGUUAAACUCUACCAGUGCUUUCUCUGUUUGGGACUCACCUCCAAACACCCACAAUCCCGUUCCUCUCUACCUUCGUGUUCCUCAUUAAUCUACUUGUCUUUAGAAUAUCACUAUGUUGUUUAUAGUGGACAUAUAUUUGUGUGUUUUGUAUUUGAGUGUUCAACCCUUUGUUGUAUUUGAUGAAUACCAUAUCCUAUUUGUACUUUGAAAUUCCACCUAUUUAUGGACUUGCAUUUAGUCCUCGGCAUUUUCUUUGGUGCAAGUUUUGUUUAGAGGGUACCAAAACCCUCUGUGACUAGGACCACAUAAACGAUGACAUGUGUUAAUUUUGUUAGAACUUAUAUUUUUUAAGAAUGUUUUAAUAUUUGUUAUUUAACUCUUAUUAAUUUAUAACCUUUUAAAUAAUAGCCCCCCAGCCUAUUUAAAUAUGUUUUAUCUUCUUCAUCUCCCUACCCGUUUUAUUUUCAUUUUUCCUCUUCUCUCUGGCGCAUCUCUGCCAAGCAUCUCUCAUUCUCUCCUCCGCUACUGGACAAUCUAUUCUCCCUACGAAAAGGACCAUUUGCUUCUUCUGUUUGUUUCCAAGUCACUGCAUGAGUUAAAAAGGCUGCGUCUUUGACUUGGAAUUGUGAAUGGGGUUUCGGGUUAUGUGAAGAGGAACAGAUCCGCAACGUUUUUUCUUUUGGCAUUUUAAGUGGGAAUAAGGAGUGGGUUUUGGUUUGCAGAGAGAGAAAGUGAAGAGAGAGUGAGAGAGGUUGAGGUUUAUGAUGUAUGGAACUUUGUGCAGCGAUUGCAAAGGGUGGUGACGUUUUGGUGAAUCUCUCACAUGAAAUGGUGCUUGGCAUUUUAAGUGGGAAUAUAAGAAGUGGGUUUUGGUUUGCAGAGAGAGAAAGUGAAGAGAGAGUGAGAGAGGUUGAGGUUUAUGAUGUACGGAACUUUGUGCAGCGAUCGCAGAGGGUGGUGGCAUUUCGGUGAAUCUCUCACAUGGAAUGGUGCUUUUCUUAGGGAGAAUAGAUUGUCCAGCAGCGGAGGAGAGAAUGGGAGGUGCUUGCCAGAGAUGCGCUAGAAAGAAGAGGAAAAAUGAAAAUGAAACGGGUAGGAA